AUUUCUUGCCAAUCUCUCACUCUCUCUCCCUUUCCCCCUCCUGUCUCUCCUAUUUUAUUCUAUUUUAUUUCUUGCCGAUCUCUCUCUCUCUCUCUCCCCCUCUCCCCCCCUCUCUCUACGGAGUUUCUUGCCAAUCUCUGUCUCUCUCUCUCUCUCUCUCUCUCUCUACUAUCGUAGAGAUUCUUGCCAAUCUCUCUCUCUCUACUAUUUAGUCUAUCUCUCUCUCUACUAUUUACUCUCUCUCUCUCUCUCUCUCUCUCUCUCUCCUAUUUUAUAGUAUUUUUCUUGCCACUCUCUCUCUCUCUCUCUCUCUCUCUCUCUCUCCCCCUUUCCCUCUCCUCUCUCUCCUAUUUUAUUUCUGGCCGAUCUCUCUCUCUCUCUCUACGGAGUUUCUUGCCAAUCUCGCUCGCUCUCUCUCUCCCUCUCCCUCUCCCUCUCCCUCUCUCUCUAUCUCUCUCGCUCUCUCUCUCUCUCUCUCUCUCUUUUGCCAGUCUCUCUCUCUCUCUCUCUCUCUCUCUCUCUCUCUCUCUCUCUCUCUAUCUCUAUCUCUAUCUCUAUCUCUCUCUCUCUCUCUCUCUCUCUCUCUCUCUCUCUCUCUCCACGCUCUUUUCUCUCACUACCCAUCCAGAUUUCUUCCUUUUCCCCAACACCCUUCCCAAAAACUCUUGUAUCUUAACCUGCCCAUAUGUGAUUCACCAGAGGAAAAAAAUGGGAUUCUCAAUUUCUCUUCGGUUCUUGUUAGGGUUUUCUUAAUGCCAGUUGAGUGGAGUACUGUCUCGCUUGGUAAAUACACACACAAGUAUGUCGAAUUCCAAAAGGCCUCACUUCCUUGAGGGUUUCAACCCUGCUUCAAGCUCUGAACGACUGAAUAUUCCACCAGGAUUCAUUAAAUAUCUGGAAGGGAACACAUCUGGGACUGUUAUAUUGGUGGGUCCCAGCGGGAAUAUUUGGCAUGUUGAGUUGAUUCAAGACAAUGAUAAUCUAUUUUUUGGUGAUGGAUGGGCAGCAUUUGUGCAAGACCACUUCGUAGAACAUGGUGAUUCUUUGGUAUUCAGAUACGAUGGUAAUUUGUGUUUCAGUGUGCAAAUUUUCGAUCAAAGUUCAUGUGAGAAAGAAGCUGCAUUUAGUGCUGAGUGCAGUCAAGAUCUCAGCAACUCUGAUAAGCUUCUGGGAAGGAAGAGAGAAAGGGUCGAUGGAGCUUUUUCUCUAGAUGCUAUUUUUCAAGGGGUGCCAAAGAAAGCAAGAGGAUUUCAAGGCAAUUCAGAAUGCUUAGCUAAGAACCAGGAAGAAGGAUGGCAACAUGAUGGGGUGGCAUCUGCAACUGAAAUGUGCCAAGCAGCCAUAUAUGCUCAUGAAGCCAGAAACUGCUCCAGUCCAUCAAAUAAUGCUUUUAGCUUUGCUAUGCCACUUCAGUCAAGAGUUUUGGAGGACAACCCAGCAGGGGCAGUCAUUCAGAACAGAAAUGGGAAGGAAAGCGAAUUAAGUUCAUCUGUUAGAGGUUCUAUGCUAAUUUUGUCAGCAUCUGAGGCAGAAGGACUAGCUCGGUCAUUUACCUCUGUUUAUCCCCAUUUUACAAAAACUAUGAAAAGGUUCAAUGUCAGUGGUUCAUACACUCUGAAUGUCCCGUAUCAGUUCUCCACUGCACAUCUUCCAAACUGUAAAGUGAAAGUUGUACUUGUUAAUUUAAAAGGAGAAGGCUGGAUUGUGAAUUCAAUCCCAACUGUAAAAGUGCACAUGUGUCAUACUUUAUGCGGAGGAUGGAUGGCUUUUGUCCGUGAUAAUAACAUCAACACAGGAGACGUCUGUAUUUUUGAACUAGUAGGGAAGUGUGAGUUGCGUGUAUAUAUUCUCAGGGUAGGACAAGAAGGGUUAGAGUGUCAAAAUGGUAAAGCAGCUGUAAAGGGUUCGGCCAAUGUGUGUGGUGCUACUUCACAUAAGAAUUCUGAAGCUUUUCCAAAGAAAAAGAGACGCAAAACUCGUAAGGUCCUGUUACAGCGGAUAAACAAGGUUGAAAUAUCAGAUAAGAGAACUUCUAUCCUGGAGGAGUUAAGUCUGGGCAAAAGAAAUCAAGAGACAGGUGUCAACAAUGACAGAGCCAAUGGUAGACCAUCAAAAGCUUGCAGUGGAAAACUCGUUGGGAACAAAAUUGGCCUAGAAGAGAAACCAGGUUCUUACAUGAGAAUUUGUAUGUCAAUGAAGUCUGCUCCUGAAGAAAAAAGAGCUGCUGAAUCUUUUGUUUCCAGCUUGCCUCAUUUUAUCAGAGUCAUGAAAAAAUUCAACAUCAGUGGUUCAUAUACGCUGAAAAUUCCCUAUCAGUUUUCCAUGGCACACCUUCCUGAUUGCAAAACAGAGAUUAGCCUUCGUAAUUUAAGAGGACAAUGUUGGACAGUGAAUUCAGUCCCAUCCACAAGAGUGCAAACAUUGCAUACGUUCUGUGGAGGAUGGAUGGCAUUUGUUCGUGAUAAUGACAUUCAAAUGGGAGAUAUCUGCAUUUUUGAACUUAUUGGCAAAUGUCAAAUGCUUGUGCACAUAUCUGGCGGUGGGAACAAUGGGCUAGAGUAUCAAAGUGGAAAAGCAGCUUCUAAUGACUUAACUCUUGCCACUUCUGUUGUCAACCGUCCUUUCUUGUGAGACCCAUUGAAUUGAGCUGUCAAUGGUCAUAUUGUGGACGGGCUUUCCUUUUUUGGAUAUGAUGGGAAGAAAGAAGUACUAUAUGCAUAUUUGAGCAGUGUAAUAGGAAGUUUCAAUCCAUUUGUAACACAAGUGGAAGGGAAUACUGACAAGAAAUUUGUAAGUAGGUUGUAUGCAUUGGCAGUUGUCUAGUUCAAUGGUAUCGGACUCCCAAGUCUUAUGUUUAUGCCUUUCGAUGUACCUGUGUAGAUUGGUGUCUAUUGAUCCAGGGUGCACAGUCAGUGGCCCCAAAUGCUCUAGAACGCUAUCCAACACCGAGUAAUGUUCUACGAGAUGUAUUUGAACUCAUGACCAAGUUAGCAUUUUGAACAGCUUCAUAUGGAACCAUUGAUCUCGCCAUAUUUUUUGCGUUUGGCCUUGAUAAGGCAAGCCUAGCACUGGCAAAUGCAUUCUCAAAUUGUUUGAACUCUUAUCUUGAACGACAUGCAUUGCUAGUGACAUGCAUUUUUGCAUGCCCUGUGAAAGGAGAGUGCAAGCACUUUGUGAAUACAUUUGCGAGUGCUGGGCUUCCCUUAUCAGGGCCAGAAAGAAGCAAAAAAUAGGGUGAGAUCAACGGUUCCAUAUGCAGCUGUUCAACAUGCCAGUUGGUCAUCGGUUCAAGUGCAUUUCUGGAGCAGUGCAAGAUGUUGGAUGGUGUUCAUAUGUUCAUCAACAUCAGAAUGUUUAGCACCAGCUGGAUUUUGUAAACUGCUAUUGUUGUACAAGUAAUUGUUAUGUCGAGCAAUUUGUUUAAUCCUUCUCAAA
Messenger RNA from Rhododendron vialii, 3435 nucleotides. RefSeq names its product B3 domain-containing protein Os01g0723500-like. The record is from RefSeq and is a predicted model, not a curated record. Gene Ontology annotation, molecular function: DNA binding. NCBI's taxonomy places the organism in Eukaryota, Viridiplantae, Streptophyta, Magnoliopsida, Ericales, Ericaceae. The coding region runs from base 802 to 2631 and encodes 609 amino acids. The transcript is spliced from 7 exons.